UUGUAGAACGAAAACAAUGUCAAUGUUAACGUUGUGGAGACUUCACUCUGCCCCACGGAUAUUCCAAUCAGCAUAUGCAUACACAUCUUUAUAUCACUCAGAAAAUGGAAUUUAUGGACAUAGAAGGAAAGAACAACGAUUGUCACCCAAAAAAGUUCCACAGAAUGUUGUUACUAGUGAGAACUUCCAAGCUUACAGGCUGACAGAAGCUUACAGAAAACAUGGUCAUAAAAAGGCAACUUUGGAUCCCUUAGGACUUCAGCAAAGAUGUGGUGUACCAGAAAUAGAUUUAUCAAAUUAUGGAUUGUCUAUAAAAGACUCAACAACUCAGUUUGAUGUAAAUGGAAUUUUGAAUAAUGGUGCGUCAAAACUGACAACAGCCCAGUUAACAGAUGCACUAGAGAAUAUUUAUUGUGGACCCAUUGCUGUGGAAUUUGAUUAUUUGCAGACAGAAGAAAGAGAAUGGUUUGCUCAUACAUUUGAAUCUCAGAGAAAAUCGUUAAUACCAGAUGAGAGAAAAGCAGACUUGGCCAAGUUAAUGUUAAAAUGUCAGGCUUUUGACCACUUCCUUGCUAAUAAGUUUACCACAGUAAAGAGAUAUGGUGGAGAAGGGGGAGAAAGUAUGAUGGCUAUAUUUGAUGAGAUAUUUUCUCAUAGUGCACAAGAUGACAUCUCACAUAUAGUUAUGUGUAUGCCACACAGAGGGAGACUUAAUUUCCUAACCUGCAUGAUGAAGUUCCCACCUGUUAUCAUGUUUCAAAAGAUGAAAGGAAAAUCAGAACUGCCACCAGGUGCUAAAGGAACUGGUGAUGUAUUAUCUCAUCUUUAUACAUCUGAAGAUAUCCAAUAUCAUGGAAAGGAUAUCCACAUUUCUCUUAUUCCAAAUCCUUCUCAUCUUGAGGCUAACAAUCCUGUUGCAGUUGGUAAGGCACGUUCUAAACAACAAAGGUUAAAGGUCAGAGAUUAUAGUGAAACAGAUACCUCAGAUCAAAGAGUUUUAUGUGUUCAAGUUCAUGGUGAUGCAUCAUUUUCCGCCCAGGGUGUAGUAGCUGAGACUUUUGGUUUUGCAGAAUGUCCCCAUUUCAAUGUUGGAGGGAGUAUACAUAUCAUUGUUAAUAAUCAGCUGGGAUUUACCACUGAACCUAGUAGAGCAAGAUCAUCUUUGUACAGCAGUUGUCUGGCAAAAAUUAAUUCUUAUCCUGUUAUACAUGUUAAUGCUGAUUAUCCAGAGGAAGUUAUAAGAGCCACAUCUUUAGCUAUGCAGUAUCAGCAAACAUUUGGUAAAGACGUAAUAAUAGAUUUUAUUUGUUUCCGUAAAUAUGGACACAACGAACUUGAUGAUCCAACCUUUACACAGCCCACCAUGUAUAAUAUUAUUAAUCAAAGAAAAAGUAUUCCAGAUAUGUUUUCAGAACAGGUUAUAACUGAUGGUAUAUGCAAUAAAGAAGUUUUAGAUAAAGAGGUUGCUGAUUGGAACAAAGAAUUAUCUAACAAUUUAGAUAUGGUGGAAAAACAUGUGCCAAAGGCAUUCCAUCUGCAAUCAGACUGGUCAAUUUGUCAGCAGGCUGGAGAUGUUGUAACAACAUGGGAUACUGGUGUCUCAUUGGAUACAUUGAAAUUUGUUGGAGCUAAAUCUGUUUCUGUCCCUUCAGAUAUGAAUGUUCAUCCAACUAUACAGAAGACCCACCUAGACAGACGAUUACAGAAAAUACAAGAUGGUGGAGACUUAGACUGGGCUACAGCUGAAGCUUUAGCUAUUGGUUCUUUGUUGUAUCAAGGUUUCAAUGUAAGGAUAAGUGGCCAGGAUGUAGGUCGAGGAACUUUCAGUCAUCGUCAUGGUAUGAUAGUCGACCAGAAGACAGACAGUGUUUAUAUACCACUGAACCAUGUCACUGAUAAUCAAACAGGAUUUCUUGAGUUAGCUAAUAGCUCUCUGUCUGAAGAAGCUGUGUUAGGAUUUGAGUAUGGUAUGAGUAUAGAUGACCCUAAAAGUCUAAUUAUAUGGGAAGCACAGUUUGGAGACUUCUUCAAUGGAGCACAGAUUAUGAUAGAUACAUAUAUAGCCAGUGGAGAGUUGAAAUGGUUAUUACAGAGUGACUUAGUGAUCUUAUUACCUCAUGGUAUGGAUGGAGCAGGGCCUGAACACUCAUCUUGUAAAAUUGAACGGUUUCUACAGGCAACAGACAGUAGUGAACACAAAGUAGACGGAGACAAUGUCAACCUUCAGGUUGUCAACGCUACAACUCCCGCUCAAUACUUCCAUCUUCUCAGACGUCAGGUGGUCCGGAACUUCAGAAAACCAUUGGUAGUGGUAGCUCCUAAAACAAUCUUACGUUUACCUGCAGCGACUUCUACCUUAGAAGAUAUGUUACCUGGAAAAACAUUCUUACCUGUGAUUGGUGAUAAGAAAGUUAAAGGUGACAAGGUCAAAAAAGUUAUUUUCUGUAGUGGAAAACAUUUCUAUACAUUGGAGAAGGAGAGGGAUUCCAGGAAGUUAAAAGAUGUAGCACUUGUGAGAAUAGAAAGUCUAUGUCCUUUCCCAGCAGGAGAAAUUCAACAAGAAGUAACCAAAUAUCCUAAUGCUACAGAUUUCCUUUGGAGUCAGGAAGAACACAGAAAUAUGGGAGCAUGGACAUUUGUCUCUCCAAGGUUUAAUAAUCUAGUUGGACGCCAGUUACGGUAUGUUGGAAGAGAUCAUUUAGGUUCUCCUGCUACAGGUAUUGGUGAAGUACAUAGACAAGAAAGUAUACAAAUCAUUGAGGACACAUUUAGUUAAGGAACGAUUUUCAAAUGUAAAGAUUAUGUUCAGCAUUAAUGUAUAUCUGGGAUAACAUGUGUAUGUGUGCAAGUUUUUGUACUAAAAUUACUGGUGUAUACAUUACAUCACAAGUUUUAAAAAGGCAGAGCUAUAACUGACCAGAAACUGAUAUUAUUUUAAUUCAGAAACAAAUUUUAUAAUUCAAAAAUAACUUAUUCUUGGCCACGAAGAAUUUGCCACUGGAUGUUAAGAUAUCU
Mytilus trossulus (common blue mussel) is the source of this 3015-nucleotide messenger RNA. RefSeq names its product 2-oxoadipate dehydrogenase complex component E1-like. Bases 17 to 2776 code for a protein of 919 amino acids. The transcript is spliced from 22 exons. The record is from RefSeq and is a predicted model, not a curated record. NCBI's taxonomy places the organism in Eukaryota, Metazoa, Mollusca, Bivalvia, Mytilida, Mytilidae. Gene Ontology annotation, biological process: tricarboxylic acid cycle. Gene Ontology annotation, molecular function: thiamine pyrophosphate binding; oxoglutarate dehydrogenase (succinyl-transferring) activity.